GGAUGAUCAAGGAAACUUCUAUUUUAGAAGAGUACCAUAUUAACUGGACUCAGAAGUUGGGAGCUGGAAUCAGCGGCCCAGUAAGAGUCUGCAUGAAAAAAUCGUCUCAAGAACGGUUUGCACUGAAAAUCCUUCUUGAUCGCCCAAAAGCGAGAAAUGAGGUUCGACUGCACAUGAUGUGUGCAGCACAUCCCAACAUUGUCCAGAUUAUUGAAGUCUAUGCGAACAGUGUACAGUUCCCCCAUGAGUCCAGUCCAAGGUCUCGGCUUCUAAUUGUAAUGGAGAUGAUGGAAGGGGGUGAACUGUUUCACAGAAUCAGCCAACAUCGGCACUUUACUGAGAAGCAAGCAAGCGAAGUAACAAAGCAGAUAGCUUUGGCUUUGCAGCAUUGUCAUUCUUUAAACAUUGCCCAUCGAGACCUCAAGCCUGAGAAUCUUCUUUUCAAGGAUAAUUCUUUGGAUGCCCCUGUGAAGCUGUGUGACUUUGGGUUUGCCAAGAUAGACCAAGGUGACUUGAUGACCCCACAGUUCACUCCUUAUUAUGUAGCACCUCAGGUACUAGAGGCACAAAGAAGGCAUCAGAAAGAAAAGUGUGGGAUCAUCCCUACCUCACCCACCCCAUACACAUACAACAAGAGCUGUGACUUAUGGUCCCUGGGCGUCAUCAUUUACGUGAUGCUGUGUGGGUACCCACCUUUUUACUCUAAGCAUCACAGUCGGACAAUUCCGAAGGACAUGAGGAAAAAGAUCAUGACGGGGAGCUUUGAGUUCCCAGAGGAGGAAUGGAGCCAGAUCUCUGAAAUGGCAAAGGACAUUGUACGCAAGCUGCUGAAGGUGAAGCCAGAGGAGAGACUGACGACAGAAGGCGUUCUGGAUCACCCUUGGCUCAACUCGACGGAGGCGCUUGAUAACAUAUUGCCUUCUGCCCAACUCAUGAUGGACAAGGCCAUGGUUGCUGGGAUCCAGCAGGCACAUGCAGAGCACCUGGCAAACAUGAGAAUACAGGAUCUCAAAGUAAGCCUCAAGCCCCUGCAUUCGGUCAACAACCCAAUUCUGCGCAAAAGGAAAUUGCUGGGAACAAAACCAAAGGACAGUGUGUAUAUCCAUGAUCCUGAGAACAGCAGCAAGGACUCCAACGUUGCUCUGGAGAAGCUUCGGGAUGUGAUUGCUCAGUGCAUCCUGCCACAGGCUGGUAAAGGAGAAAAUGAAGAUGAGAAACUGAACGAAGUGAUGCAGGAAGCAUGGAAGUAUAACAGGGAGUGUAAAUUACUAAGAGACACCCUCCAGACUUUUAGCUGGAAUGGUAGAGGAUUCACAGACAAAGUGGACCGGCUAAAACUGGCAGAAAUAGUGAAACAAGUUAUUGAAGAACAGACGACCUCUCACGAGUCUCAGUAGUUGGAGCUGCUUGUUCUUAUCAAGUCACACAUACUCUCACCCCUUUUUUUAAAAGACCAUUUUGUGGAUUAUCUGUUAAAGCAGGCUUGCCCAACCGGGUGCCUUCCAGAUGUUCUGGUUUGGGAUGAUAACAGUGGAAAGCACCUGCUUGGGCAAGCCUGCUCUAAACUGUAAAAAGUAUUUUUAUGUAAAUUAAUAAGUCAUAAUUAUUUCAUUAAAUUUUCACGCAGCUUGAGAAAUGCUGUAUAGAUGUAGAUAAUGAGAAUCAUUGGUACUGUAAUAUUUUUUUAAAAACUCAGUUCCUCAAAAUUAUAUAUAUAUAUUAUAUAUUACAUGAUUUUUAUGUACCACUUCAUUCAUGACUUUAAAUGGGGCAAAUUAUCAAUUGUGUUAUCCUGAGUAUCCACAUGAGACAGUGUCUCUCCAGCUGCCUGUCACCAAUGGUGUACCAGCUCAUUUCUGUUGGCCUCUGUUGGCCUUCAGCUCAAUAAAUUACUUGAAGAAAUCAGUCAGAGAUUUAUGAGCUACUCAGCUGCCUGGUCAUUUCUUUCAAGGCAGCCAUGUAAAAAGUGAGCGCAUCUUGUGAUUGCUAAAAAAGAAAAAGUGUUUCCAGGUCUCAAGGCCAUCUCAAGCAAAGGGUUGCCUUUUUCUCUGCUUCCUUGCGCGAAGCGAAGGAGGACGGAAAGCUGCGGCUCGCUGGUUUUUACCAGUUCAGCAGAGAGAGCUGUACCUGUUUCUAGUUUUCUCUCGGACAGCACCCUUGCUUUUUCAGCCAGGCCUGGGGACAGUCCUACAGAUUGACUUUGGUGCAGGUGCCUGCGCCCUGUAGCCGCUGAAGUGCUGAUUCAAGGAUAUAUGUGGGCGUCUCAUUCCCCACCAUCACCUCCGUCGUUUGCCGUCUCUGGGUGGUGGGUGCUUCUCCUCCUCAACCGUAUCAUCUCGUCCGGCUUCCUUGCUGUAUUCUGUUUCUGCUUUCUGGGCUCAUCACUCCAACGCUGUCUUGCCCGUCUCGUGGACUUGGUGUACUACAGCCGCUGUUUCGCUCCUGCAGUUUUCAGUGAGAACCGUUUGAUGGGAAGGCGUGCAAGUGUGUGACUCUAGUUUUGGUUUUCGUUCUUUAGCUUGUGACAGGAAGCACAGGAAGAUGUUGCCGUCGGGAGGGCUGUAAGGGCUAAGCCGCAUCUGGAAAGCUGCAGCCUCUGUCUGCGGCUGGUUCGGUUGAUAAACACUGACUUUCCAUCUGGUCUGCAGAUAUCCCAAGAGUGCACGCUGAGAAACAGGUCAGGAAGUUUCUCUGGGGAUACCCACAAGCAUAAAUGACGCCAUGCCAGAAAAGGAGAGAGCGUUUUAAUCCGGAGGAAUGAAGUCCUCUGCCAUAAAAAAACUGCAGAAGUAGGAAGGUGUUUUUCAUGCUCUGCAGAAGACCAAAGUGAGGUGAAUUUUAGCACCAGCUUUUCAAAAUUGCCGGCUGAUUAAUUUCUUCAGUCAGUUAAGCAGAAACACUUUUAUCCUUUUGUAGAUAUAGUGUUUUCCCACCAAGGAUGCCCACGAGGUGGCAUUCUGUUUUUCUACAGCGAUUGGUAUUCAUAGUGUUGAAAGUAUUUAAUAAGCCUUUUCUUUGCGGCUUCUGUUUCUCGGUUUUCUCUAGCUUAGGGGAAGUUUUUAACGGAUGCACUUUGGCUGGUGUGAAUAGUCGGUCACAGAAGCCGUGUGGCACCAUACGAAAGGCAUACUUGCUCUCGCAUUAGUUUCCCUACCCUGUCGUCCCCCAGGCGAGGAAGGUUUGGAGCUCCCAGGAAUUCCCUGGCAGUCUCUUCUUUCAGUGGGAAGCAGCUGGAUCCAGCAGCAGCUGCUGCCAGAAGACCACAUUUGUCUUGCUGCGUUGGCAUCCAGACCAGUUUCAUCUUUUGGAAGAUUACAGGGAAGCUAAGGCUGCCGUGAGAAAGCAAGGCUUGGAGAUCAAAUACUCACUUAGUUUUAUUUAACUUUUGCUUGACUAGUGUGGGUUUUUUUUUGAGAUGAAGCUUUUUUACUUCUCUCUGCCUGCCACCCUAAUUCAUUGAACUUGGCCCAGUGGCUGGGCUCUUUUGACCAGUUAUUCUUUGCAUGUGCUCUAUAUUUCACUGAUCCUACGAGAAAGCGGGCCCCGGAUUGCCAUCUUGAAAGAAACAAGCCUAGGCGGUCGAAAGUCUCUCUCCCCUAACAACAACGCUGAUGGUUCAAGAGGCAUAGAUCCAUUUUGCAUGCGUCAGCAGCUCUGCACUUUGCUCCUGAGAAGUGCCCACCUCAGUUUUGGCUGUCUCUGCUGGAGUGAACUGAGCGAGCUCCACACGGGCUAAAGAGAAAUCUUCACACGGGGUAGGAAUUAUCUGCCACAAUAGCUAUUUUGUGAAAUACGGCAGGAAGCAAAUGGAUGAAAAUCAUGUCCCCUGAACUACGCGUUGGCUCUGACCACCCACCCCAAAUCCACCCUGGCAUUAGUUCUGCAUGAUGCUGUACACGCCUUAGCUUUCGCCCACCUGAACUCCCCCGGAUGUACGGGGACUACAGCUCUCAUCAUUGGGGGUUGGGCAUUGUAGUCCAACAUGUUCAGGGAGCCUCCGCUUUGGGAAGGCUGCUGUCGAGAAUAGCUGUGGAAAACGUAGAAAAUUUUUCCUUUGGAGGGAAAAAAAAAAGCAUCCUUUUAUCAAAAAUACUAAAGUUUGGUCCUGGAGAUGGAUUUUACUGGGGUUUCCUUUUGCAAAGCUUUUCAUAUGCAUCUCCCCCACCCUAUUUUUUUUCUUGUACCUUCGGAAGGAAAAAUCCGCACCGAUGGGCAAAAUCCCUAGAGAUGAUUGACGGUCCCUAGAGACACAGUCCACGAGGGUGUGUUCUGAGACUGGGAACGGCAUUGCGCAUGUACGUUUCUGGCCACGCUGUAGCCGACAUUCAGCUGUUAUGUUCAGUCUCGCCUUCCCCAUCAUCGUUUUGCCUUCAUCACUUCUUUGGUCACUUUGCUGUAUCACGGUUCUCUUUUUCGAAUCAGUAUUAUAUGAAUGUAAAUAUUAUGCAUUGGUGUACAUAAAAUAAUUUUAGUAAAAUUUAUCAAAAGCUUC
Python bivittatus (Burmese python) is the source of this 4492-nucleotide messenger RNA. It is a transcript of the gene MAPKAPK5, whose product is annotated as MAPK activated protein kinase 5. Lineage: Eukaryota; Metazoa; Chordata; Lepidosauria; Squamata; Pythonidae. Gene Ontology annotation, molecular function: ATP binding; protein kinase activity. Gene Ontology annotation, biological process: protein phosphorylation. The record is from RefSeq and is a predicted model, not a curated record.